This is a messenger RNA of Colletotrichum chrysophilum, 1869 nucleotides long. RefSeq lists its product as uncharacterized. The record is from RefSeq and is a predicted model, not a curated record. The coding region runs from base 1 to 1869 and encodes 622 amino acids. NCBI's taxonomy places the organism in Eukaryota, Fungi, Ascomycota, Sordariomycetes, Glomerellales, Glomerellaceae. The transcript has a single exon.
AUGCCGAAGCAACACAUGAUAUUCGGCCGUCCCCUCCCCCGCUUCGGCACACGACGCAUCUCAUUCCUCCUCGUCUCAAUCUCCAUCUUCGCCGUCUUCUCCCUCCUCUUCACCCUGCCGAGCACCAUCCCCUCCGGCCCGAGCCUGAGCAAGUACACCGAUCACAAGUUCUCCAUCCCGGCCGCCAUCAAGAACCCCUUCUCCGCCACCAGCCGCCUCAAUCCCUUCCGCACACCAUCCCACGCACCCCCGCGCCAGCAGAACGACACCUAUGGCGAGUCCUCCUGGUGGGCCGAUUGGAAGUGGCUCUCCGUUCCCUUCUCCUCCUCCCUGACCCUCGACGAGGAGCGCUCUCUCCUUCCGCCCCUCAAGACCCGCCCGCCAAUCUACUGCUACUAUGAUACCACCAUCAAGAAGCCUGCCGAUGCGAAGGAUGCCGAGAGCGAGCUCCUCCUCACCUGGCGCCAUGCCUGGUGGGCCCGUGGCUUCAAACCCGUCAUCCUCUCCGCUGCCGAGGCCAUGAAGAACCCCCUCUACGACGAACUCCAGCGCAAUAAGGAGAUGGACGCCGAUCUCAAGACCGACAUGAUGCGCUGGCUUGCCUGGGACAACAUGCGCGGCGGCCUGCUCGCAUAUCACACCACCCUUCCUAUGGGCUCCCACGAGGAUCCCCUCAUCGCCUACCUCCGCCGCGGCGAGUACCCCCAGCUCACCCGCUGGAACAACCUGGGCAACGGCCUCUUCGCCGGCGCUGAGAAGGACGUCACUGCCGCCAUCAAAGCCACCAUGGCCAGCUCCAAGCUCAAGGAGACCAAGGACUUCGUCGCUGCUGCGUCCGAGGACACCUUCAAGAUCGACAACUUCCCCAAAGCCAUCGCCUACUACGACGUCGACAUCAUUCAAGACAAAUACCCCAAGGUCGCCGAGGCCAUCGCCGGUGACCGCGCCGCCGGUCUCAGGGGCCUGAAACAGCUCAUCAACGCCCACCUGCACACGACCUGGCAGAACGUCUUCUCCGACGGCAUCGCCGUCCUCAAGCCCCUGCCGCAGCACAUGACACACCUCAUCGACAAUGCUUGGCAUCUCGCCGACGACCUCUCCAUGUGCCCCGAGUCCCCGAUGCCCGGCUCCUGCCCGCCCAACAACCCCAAGUGCAAGCCCUGCGUGCCGGCCCAGUCCAUGCACAUCGCCACGCCCCCGCGCUACCGCAACACGACAACCCUCUACACGAUCGGCACCGUCCCGCACCCAUACACCACCGUCCUCCUCACGAACCUCAACGACAACAUCGAGAUCCCCUGGAUCCGCCGCAAGUCGGACCGCGACGCCUGGCUGACCGCCAUCACGACCGAGCUGAUGGGCGUCGGUAUCGGCUCCGAGCCCCGCAUCCUGCGCUUCAAGGAAGCCGUCGCCGGCGAGUUCGCUACGGCCCACUCCCUCUGGCUGACCGCCGAGAAGGACCUGCCCAAGGACCUCGACUGGCACUUUGGCUUCGCCAUCCCCCACAACGCCACCGACGGCACCUCCGAGACCCCCGUCCCCGGCCCCGAGCGCCGUCCGCAGCCCAAGCACGACGCGGCCGAUGGCCCCGUCGCCUCCGAGGAGGAGCUCGAGAAGGAGCCGCCUUUGCUCAAGCGCGCGCGCGACAUGGGCAAGACCAAGGACCCCAAGGACCUCGCCGUGCGUAGCGCCAUCGAGGCGUGGAACUUGGCGGACACGGAGGCGUGGAAGUUUGCGAGGGCGUUCCUGGCGCGGAGGAUCGUGGAGAGGAAGGAGUGGGAGGAUAGCGAGAGCCAGUAUGCCGGAGGCGUUGGCAGCGAGAAGGGACGGAGGCAGAGUUUGGGAGACCGCUGGCUUGAUCGCGACUAA